CUUGCCAUAGUGUUCUCACAGCAGCGUUACUGUGUGUCCAGUUCUUGUGUAUGAUCCAGUUAGUUCCAGUCGUCUUGUCUCUUGUCCAGCCUUUGAUAACCCUGAACCAGUUUGCGCAAUGGCCAAUCCACUGAAGAGUCUGUUUUGCGAUGAUGGCAGAUACCAGAAGUCCUUAAAGAUGUUCCUAGAGUGUUCCUCUGAGCACCAGUGCAUGCGGGACUUCAUCCACAACGUGCUGCCGGACGUUGUUCCCAGCAUUGGGAAUGGAAAGUCUCAUUUGAACGUCAUUGGCCUCGGCAGCGGUUCUGGGGAGAAUGACCUAGAGAUGCUUUCCAUGCUGCGAAUGAAGCAUCCAUGGGUGACGGUGGAUAAUGAGGGGGUGGAGCCCAGCAGCCAGCAGCUUCAUAACUAUAAAGUGUUGGCAUCAAAGAAUCGAGAUUUAGAUCACGUCAAGUUCACCUGGAACAAGAUGACGGCAUUAGAGUUUGAGGAGCACUGGAAGGAGAAGAAGACAACGACGAAGGCCGACUUCAUUCACAUGAUCCAGAUGCUGUACUGCGUAAAGGAUCCUGAAGCUACCAUCGACUUCUUCCAGAGUCUCCUCGACAACAAUGGGAAGCUUCUGAUCAUCCUGGUUUCUGGGGAGAGUGGUUGGGGAAAGCUAUGGAACACUUACAAACACCAGCUCAGCAACACUGAAAUAAGUCAGUAUGUAACCACAGGAGACAUCAAACGCCUGCUGGACUCCAAGGGAGUGAGCUACCAGAGCUAUGAGCUGCCGUCUCAAAUGGACAUCACAGAGUGUUUCACUGAAGGGGACGAGAAGGGAGAGCUGCUGCUGGAUUUCCUCACCGAGGUGCUGGACUUCAGUAAGACGGCGCCGCCCGAGCUGAAGGAGGGCGUCCUGAAUCUGCUUCGCCACCCGGACUGUAGCACCGAGUCCGACGGCAAAGUUGUCUUCAACAACAACCUCGAAGCGAUCGUCAUAGAUCAGAAGUAGUGUAACGAAUGUGAAAGUUGACUGAUGACUGAUUAAUGUGUUACAAACUAGAUGAUUGUCUGUAAUGAUGCAGUGUGUAAUCAGUUGUUGUGUAAUUAAACAAAAACAAAGUAGCUUCCACACAACCUCCACCUACUGUACUGUAUCUACAUGCAGCUGUUUUUUUCAGCAUUAUUUAUUCUUUCAGACACUUGUUUACUGAUUUUAAUGAUUCAGUCAAAUGUUUCAAUAAAUGUAAAGAUAAUCA
Messenger RNA from Betta splendens (Siamese fighting fish), 1247 nucleotides. Its product is annotated as histamine N-methyltransferase-like. The record is from RefSeq and is a predicted model, not a curated record. The transcript is spliced from 7 exons. Gene Ontology annotation, molecular function: N-methyltransferase activity. Bases 119 to 1000 code for a protein of 293 amino acids. NCBI's taxonomy places the organism in Eukaryota, Metazoa, Chordata, Actinopteri, Anabantiformes, Osphronemidae.